CAGGCCAUGAUCGGCCCGCCUACCCAGAGGGCACGCACCCACCAGCGUCGAAAUCGUAAUCCUCGUAAUCGAGCGGUUACGGUAACGCCGGUAGAACCUCACGGAAACCUCAAGGAUUAUUCCGGGUCACUGUCCUUCCCGACGUCAAGAGGUCACAAUUCUUCGGCACCACUUCCGGCGAAUUUCGCGUCUGGUUUCUGUGGUGUCCAGAGAGUCAGGGCUGACACCACCCUCGUUGACCAGGACAGACUCUGGCAGCUCCCGGUCAAGGAUUACCAACACGAUAAAUAUGCCCAGUUUGUUAAUUUUAAAUUCACCGACAGUAGAUUUAUAAAGUGUAAUAAUAAUAAUAAUAAUAAUAAUAAUAAUAAUAAUAAUAAUAAUAAUAAUAAUAAUAAUUAUAAUUGUAAUAAAAGUAAGGAUAAAAAUAAUAAUAUUGGUAAUAACACAAGAACUACAGUACUGCAACAAGCAAGACAACAACGCGGAAGGGCGCGGAAUCACGGCAUCGUCUUCCUUCUUUUUGCCAUCGCCGUUACCUUCCUCGCACUUUUCUUCCCACCAGUUAUGGGAGCGACGAUCGACAGUAUAGAAGAGGAAACGACGAGUCCAGCAUCCGCUGCAGUGACUGAAACGACGACAGUGGCCGUCGUUAAAACGAGAACCGGAAAUGACAUAGGGGGUAGUAUAGACCUCUUGGCAGCAUUGCAACUGCACAACACGACACGCCAGGGCGUGACACAAGUACCCGGUCUCGUUAGACUGAAACCUGCAUAUUAUCUUCAGGGUGAGGAGAGAGACCUUCAAGUAAGUCAAAUAAAUUUUGAAAGAGCGGCGUCUUUGCUCCGGCGGGUUCCGGAGUUUACUGUAGCCGCCUCUUUGAGACAAGAAGAGGCUAAUUCGGGAACAAUAAUAGCCUUUUCUCAUGGUAAUAAUAGAUACUUGGAGCUGCAAAGCAGCGGACGUAAAGACGAAUUGCGUCUUCAUUACGUAUCACGUCGUGAUGGUGCCGUUCACGUCGAGGCCUUUCCCUUCCGUCUGGCCGACGGAGUGUGGCACAGGGUCGCCCUGAGUAUUAGCGGCUCGCAGGUCGAGCUCCUAGUUGACUGUCACCCCCUUUACAGGCGUCUACUGAGGCCUGGACCACCUGACACUAAUUUUACCCUGCCUCAACUUCAACUGUGGGUUGGCCAACGAAACGCCAAACACUUUUUAUUCAAAGGCGCCCUUCAAGAUGUCAAGCUUAUUCCAGGUGCGCAUGGAUAUUUAUCACAGUGCCCUCAGCUUGAUACUUCAUGUCCUACUUGCGGUCAAUUUUCUAUUCUACAAAACACAGUCGAGCAGUUGAUGCAUAAUCUCAAUGAAUUGACACACAGGCUAGCUGCUGCAGAGGGUAGAAUAAGCAAAGUGGAGGAGUGCGAGUGCCAAAAAUCUUGCAGAUCAAACGGUACUAUACAUGAAGACGGGUCAACUUGGGAAGAAGGCUGUCAACAAUGUUUGUGUGUACACGGCGAAAUAGAAUGUCGGCCUACACCUUGUGCUCCCGUCACCUGCAAACAUCCAGUUAUACCUGCGGAGAAAUGUUGUCCUGUUUGCCUAAAGGAAUGUUUGUACCAAGACACCAUUUAUGAUCAUGGAGUUGCAAUAUUUCCAAAACCGUGCUUCGAGUGCAAGUGCUUUGACGGUAGUUUUACUUGCCUACCUAUCGACACUAAAGCUCGGUGUCCACCAUUGCCUUGUCCGCCAAGCGAACAAAUAACUGUAGCCGAAGAAUGCUGCAAGUUUUGUCCAGGAGUGGAUUACUGCGCGAAAGGUCAUGAUUGCCAUAGAAAUGCAUCCUGCCUAAAUCUUCAAACGACUUAUGACUGCCACUGCAAUCAUGGUUUUCAAGGAGACGGCCAAAAUUGUCACGAUGUCGAUGAGUGUAAACAGCAAGGCGGUCUGGAGGGUCACCAUUGCAAUAAAAAUACCCGAUGUGUCAACGUCAUCGGUUCAUACACGUGCGAGUGUCUUCCCGGGUACCGGAGGGUGGACGGAUUCAACUGUGCCGAGCUGGACGAGUGUGCGACCGGUCGUCAUUUAUGCUCCGAACACGCGACCUGUGUCAACACGCCUGGUAGUUACUAUUGUAUCUGCAAGGACGGAUACACUGGAGAUGGCUACUCUUGCAAACCGGUGUGUAACCAAACCUGCCAAAAUGGUGGUGAGUGUGUUGCUCCAAGUAAAUGUUCCUGUCGACGAGGUUACAUCGGUAACAGCUGCGAGCUAGAUCUGGACGAGUGUGCAAGUGAUCUGCACAGAUGUCAUCACUCUUCGACGUGUUUCAAUAUGCCUGGAUGGUAUUAUUGCCGCUGCAAACCUGGUUACCGUAGUGAUCUUCACGACACUACCGGAGGGACUCACUGCGUGGACAUUGACGAGUGCAAUGAUCAGACACUCGAAAAGAGACACACCUGUCAUCCGACUGCCAGAUGUGUUAACACUGAUGGUGGAUAUGAGUGCGCUUGUCCUCAUCAAGACACGUCACUCAAUGAAUGCAGUCUAAACUGCUGGUACGAAGAUCGUGAAAUUGAGAAUGGUGAAGUUUUUGCCCCAGCUGGUAACCCCUGCAGACAAUGCACCUGCAAGGAUGGUGUAGUAACAUGUAGAGAUCCGAUUUGCGACUGUAGCUCGCCAAGAAGUAGAAGAGACAAAUGUUGUCCCCAGUGUGAUCCAGCUGCGUCUUGCCGGCAUCAAGAGCUGCAUCAUCUUGUCUUCAGAAGCGGGGAACGGUGGAUUUAUCAAUGUCAGACUUGCGAGUGCCUGUACGGGGAAAUAGACUGCUGGCAAAUGGAAUGCCCACCGGUGACUUGCAGCAACCCAGUAACUGAAGACGGGGACUGUUGUCCGCGUUGCGAGGACGAUCCAUGUGCUCGAGAGAACCAUGUUAAUGGCACAUCCUUUUCAUCAUCCUCGGGUCAUCCGCAGCCGUGCAGCUAUGCCGGCAUUGUUCACGAAAGUGGGAGCGCCUGGCAGGACCCGCACGACAAAUGCACCACGUGCGAGUGCAAGGUGCCGUACUGCGCCCAAUUGGAGUCAGCGGGACUGGAAUCAUCAAGUCACUGGAAUUUUUUGAAGGACGGGCAGUUAUGCUGUAGCUACGAUUACGGCUGCGCUGGCGAUAUUGGGCUCAAGCAGCACCCAGUCACUGUUGGCGAGCCUGAUCCUGUCUCUGUUCCGAGCGAUCCGAGCAGUUCGGGCAAAAAUUUCACUCCACCGGAAGCAGCAGUAUCAACGAUUGGAUCAGCAGAAUCUGACCCAGACUCAGCAUCGUCCUCCAGCAGCUUCACUGUCAGCAACCUCGAGUAUUAUUCCACGUCGGAUCCUCGAGCUGAUAAGCUCGUGUAUUCCGAAGCUCCGAACCCAUCAUCAUCUCUACCAUCAUUGUCAUUGCCAUCAUCAGAAACAGCAUCACCAUCACCACCAUCAUCAUCAUCAGCUUCCACUAGCUCAGUGGUACCUUCAAUCAAAGCGGCAGUACCGCCAAGAAAACGCGGAGACCCCGCGACUGAAAUCAGUAUCGAGCAGUCACGUAGUAUCGCUAAAAAUCUCAUCUCUUUCCCAAAGACACCGUCAGUUCGUCGCAAUCAGAUUGACGGCAGUCGCACCUUGGUGGCGGUAUCCGCGAAUAACAAUUAUAAUAAUAACAAUAACAAUAACAAUAAUGAUAAUAACAAUAAUAAUAAAGAGCCACGAAAAAAUACUGUUGUUAAACGUGGUAGUUUUAGUAGAUCAUCAUAUCUAUCAGCUUCUUCACGUCUCGUCGGUAGCAAUGACGCCACUUGAGCAGUUUAAUAAUUAUCUGGUCAAUGUGCCGACGAGUUAGAGGUUUUAUUAAAGGACGCGGUUUAAGAAGGCAUUUAUUAACAUUAAAUGAUGAGUUAAGGACCAAUCAAGUGCCGUCAUUUUACCGUCAAGCGGCCUUGCGAGCAUUGAGAAGAAAGCUUAUUUAAAAAAAAAAAUAUUUAAAAUUUUUAAAAAUACAAACUGUUGUUAAAAAUUAACAAUGAUUAAUCAAAGCCAUUAAUUAAAGUAUGUACUUUUUUAAUUAAUUCAAUAUCCUCAAUGGUGAUGUUAAUGAUUUAUCAAUCUUUGUUUUACCAUUUUACUUGCGAAAUAAUUAGUGAUGGAUCACUAUUAACUGCACGAAUUAAUGGACGAUUAAUAAAGAAAUAUAUAUCUAUGUCUUUGUAUAAUAAAUAUAUAAAUUAUAUUAAUUAAGUACUUGAGUAAUUUGUUUUUAAGAGAUAAAAGUUGAUGAAAGUUAUGUUAAUUAUUUGAGCGACAUCACCAAGAGUUUGGUUUUAAUAACAAUAACGAUUACUUAUGACUUAUGAUAUUUAUAUUGUUAUUAAUAAUUUGAAUAUAUAGUUACUGAGAAGAAUAAAAAGCUCAUCAAUAUUGCUUUGUAUGUAAAAAAAAAAUAAAGAUAAUAGUAAUAAUAAGAAAAUGAAUAUUUGUGUCGGACGAUGAACGUGCCGAGCUUGUUCGAUUGGUUCCUUGAUUACAUUAUAAAUAUAUAUAUAAAUAUAUAUAUAUAUAUAUAUAUAUAUAUAUAUAUAGUCCCGCUCAACCCCAUCGCGACUACUUACGACUACAUUCCUCUUUGAUUAACAAUUAAGUAGGCACUAAUAAAAAAUACAUAUGAAGUAUAGAAAACGUUAAGACACAGAGAUUAAAUACGUCCGUUUUACGAACAAUGAAGGAUGUUAAUAAUUAUGUAGCGAAAUAAUAAUAUUAAUAUUAAUGAUAAUGAUAAUGAUAAUUAUAAUUGUAAUUUUAAUAGCGACUAUUAAUGGCAAUGCGACUCGGAAUUAAUAGAGGAGUUAAGAGAUUUGAAAAAGAAGAAACAUAAUUUAUAAUAAAUAAUAUUAAUGAUUGUAAUAAUUAAUAAUUAUUAAAUCUUGCAAUAUUCAGUAAAUAAUUACCAGUAAUUGUUUGUUAAAUGUGCAAUAAUUUAAAAUACACAGCUUGAUUUAUUAUUAAUUUGGUAAUUGAAUAUUUGAAACUUCAAGAGCAUCGAGUUUUCAUCAUUAAUAUUGAUAUUGAAAUUAAUACUAAUAUUAAUAAUAAUUAUAAUAUUAAUAAUAACAAUAAUAUUAAUUAUUGAUGCAAACAAUAAAACAGCAGCAUUUGUAGUUAAUGUUUUUAAUGUCAGUUAAUUAAUGGGUCUCAGGGUCGAUCUUUAAUGAUUUUAAUCUAUUACAUCGAUUCAAAUAUAUUAACUAAUAAUAUAGAGAUUAAAGUCUUCUUAUGUAUGUUUCUAGUCAGUUUUAAAAAUUAAUAUUAAUAAUAAUAAUAAUUAUUAUUAUUAAUGAAUAUUAAUUGAGAGAUAGAUGUCACGACUGACAAAAAAAUAUAAAAUUUCAUGUUAUGGGUGGUAAUUAAUCAUUACUGAGUAAUUUUUUAAAAAAAUAUUAUUUUUUUGUUUUUAUUAAAUUUUCAUUUUUAUUUUAUUGCAAUUAAACUGCG
This is a messenger RNA of Cotesia glomerata, 5511 nucleotides long. Its product is annotated as protein kinase C-binding protein NELL1-like. The transcript has 15 exons. Bases 7 to 3825 code for a protein of 1272 amino acids. Gene Ontology annotation, molecular function: calcium ion binding; protein binding. The record is from RefSeq and is a predicted model, not a curated record. NCBI's taxonomy places the organism in Eukaryota, Metazoa, Arthropoda, Insecta, Hymenoptera, Braconidae.